Effrenium voratum is the source of this 1764-nucleotide messenger RNA. The record is from the annotation of a GenBank genome assembly. Lineage: Eukaryota; Dinophyceae; Suessiales; Symbiodiniaceae.
AUGAAGCGCCACGGCGCGGCUGGCGAUGUGGAGACGGGGCAGGGCCGCAACAUCUCCAUGCCCAACAUCCAGCCCUACCAGGCGAGUGGAAGAAGCUCCUCCAGCGGCAGCUCCAAGCCGGCCAAGGGGUGGCAAAAUGCAGCACAGGCUGCAGUGGCCAUCUGGCUGCUUGGCUGGUUUCUGGGCUUUGGGAUGUUGUGGCCGCUGUACCUGGCCCUGCAGCUACUCUCCAUGCUCCUUUCGUAUACUCCUUUUGGCGGCUUUCUUGACUAUUUCACGAAGACCGGACCCGUGCCGGACAUUCUGCCACCGGCCAACGAAAUGAAGAUCCCCAACAGCCAGGUGGGCCGCUAUAUGGAGAGCUACGUGCAGAGCUACGGGGAUGCCGCGCUCAUUUUUGCGGCCCACGACGGUUAUCCGCAGCUCGUCACUGGCUUGUUGCUGAACAAGGACAUGGGGUUUGCAGAUCUCAUCGAUGCAGCAGAUGAGUCAGGCCACACGGCGCUGCUCUACGCAGCAGGGCGAGGUUUUUCGCAGGUUGCUGCUGUGUUGCUGCAGAGCGGCGCUGAUCCAGAUGCUCCAAAGCAGGGCAAGGACGGCCGCGGGCUCACUCCGCUCAUGGAAGCCGCUGGCACUGGGCACCGGGAUAUCGUCACGUUGCUUCUGAAGGCGAAUGCCACGGUUGAUCAGCCGGACGAGCAGGGCAAUACCGCCCUCAUGUAUGCGGCUGGCAACGGCAAUCUCGGCGCCCUUCAGGAGCUGCUUCAGAAGGGAGCCAUGCGAGAUGUACAAAACAGGCGGGGCGACUCAGCCCUCAGCAUGGCCACCUCCAACAGCCACCAGGCCAUAGUGGAUGCUCUCCAGCGAGGCGCCAGGCCCGUGGUGGAGAAGCGUGCGAGAAACGCGCAGAACAACGUGCACCUGCCGGACAUGAGCCGCAAGCCGAAGGAAGUCAGGCAACCCAAAGCUGUGGAGGAGAAGGAAGAGAAGCCUGACAAGCUGGAAAAGCCGAAGGCGUCUGCCAAGGAGCGAGCUUCCUCCUGGUUCUCCAAGGAUGCAGAGGCAGAGGUGCCGGCUGCAGCAUCCUCUGGCAGCGACAACAAGCGCGUCAGGGAUCUCCUCUUGGAGAAGCAGCUGGAGGAGCUGAAGCGCAGCCACGAGGCCGCGGAUCUGAAAACCUCGCGCCGCAUCGUGGAGCUCCUCGAGUCCAGCUCCCAAAAGCAGAAGCUGGUGGACCAGGCUGAGCAGGAGAGGGCUGAGUUUGAGAAGAAGUUGGAAGAGGUGAAGAAGCUACUUCGAGAAAAGGAAACGCAGAGUGAGGAGGAGGACGAGCGCAGCUCGCGCCUCUCCAGGGAGGCCCAUGAGGCCCGCAUGGAGGCGGAAAAAGCGCGGACACGUGCAGAAGCUGCAGAGAGGGAGCGUGACCGUUCUGCGGAUGAGCUGAAGCGAGUGGAGGCCUCAGCGAAGCAGAAGCAGAAGGACCGGGAAGACCAAGAUCAACAGGUGGAGCGGCUGAAAGCUCGUGUCAAGACCCUGCGUGAAGAGGCCGACCAUGCCGAGGAAGAGCGCCGGUCCUUGCAGACGAAGCUGGAUGCUCUUCGGACAGACCACGGAGGCAGUGAGUCUCCACCUGCCCAGCCUGAACCCAGCGUGGCGCCUCCAAAAGAGGCUUCACCACCGGCUGAGCUGGAGAAGACGGCAGCUCCAGGCACAGAGCAAAGUUCAACGAACGCUCCGGGUGCUGAGAGCGCAGUGGAAGUGUAG